AUGGCUUUCAUUCAACGCGCCGACGGUCUGGGGCUCAUUAGAGACUUGUUCCCCAAAGAUAUCGUCCGUAACCAGAACGAGGUCGAGGCGUUUGAAGAAAUGGAUAGCUCCAUGAUCAAACCACUCAAGUUCGACCGUCUUUUUGAUUGGGCAAUCGUGACUUCCGCCGUACCAUCCACCGACCGAACUCGUGCCAUGCAAUGCGUUCUCAAACCAAUGCCACAUAUCUUCGCAGAAACAAAUUCUUUGCAGAGGUUGACCGUCAGGAUCUUUGGGUUUCUUGGUAAACACAACCUCACCCCCAUGGGCAACUGGAAUAGGACUCUGCGAGGAGCACCGAAGGCUAUCAUGUAUUUCGAGCUGGAGCCGGGCGCGUACCAGCACGAAUUUGUCGAGCAGAGAGUUCAGCUGGAGGAACUGCGGCGAAUGGCCUACAAGUACCUGGGACAAGGUAUGUCAGGUAGAUCCGAGAAGGAUAAGGCCCUGUUUUUCCAACGUCGAGUGUUGCGAAAGGCCACCGGAGUCCCCCCAUGGACCCCGCUCGAACCAUCGGAACUCUACGAUAACGAUCUAGCGGCCAUAACAAGCAAAUGGCGUUUGGACGUCUCCCCAACUUUCGGGCGUCGUAGUUCCUCGGGAUCUCUGCGCGCAUGCAGCCCACUCACCUUCUCAGUCGGCGACUUUGUCGACGUCACCGCUGUACUCGACAUCAUCACCAUCACUAAGGACGGACAUCCCAAGUCCCGAGUCCAUUUUGGUUUUACGUCUCUCAUCCAGCUGUGCGCCGCCGACAGGGUAGAAACGGCAAUGGGAGCGACGGCCGUACCCGAUAUCGAAGGUCGCGAGAUCACAAUGCACGAAAGUGCGCUAGUUCUUGAAGAAGACGAUGGGUCGAGUGGGGACGAGAAGGACGACGCGGCGGGAAAUGGAAAUGGUCGCCGUCACAACAUUGAGUGCCUACUCCACGCCGAUUGA
Molecule: messenger RNA, 975 nt
Organism: Stereum hirsutum FP-91666 SS1
Lineage: Eukaryota; Fungi; Basidiomycota; Agaricomycetes; Russulales; Stereaceae
Exons: 6
Coding region: 1-975 (324 amino acids)
Source: RefSeq, a predicted model, not a curated record